CCAUCAAUAUUAUUAUACAAUUCAAAGACGCCAGCCAGCCAAACAUAUUUUGAAUUCCCAAACUUUUCUUCUUACUCAAAUCAAUCAGAAUGCGCGUUCUUUUGCUGCUCAAUAUAUACCCCACAGCUUCGGCGAGACGUUUGUUGCCCAUUUGACCAUCUCGCCGAUCAAGCAGCCUCCCCCUUCCAGAAGAAGAGCUAAACCAAACCGCGUGCGUAGCUUUUCAAUCUACUCUACUAUGCCUCGCAGGCCGGCGCCGGCUCUCGGGUUACUUCUGUUUUGUCUGCUUCUUCUCUCUCCCGCCUUUGCCAUCCGAUCAUUUCCCGGCAAAGUGACUGAUCGGAGCAGUGAUUUUCAGUUCACGGAGGCGCCGGCGUACGAGAACGGAGCCAAAUGUGCCUUUUCUGGGACAAGCAGUUCGCUCCCGGCCUGCGAUUCCAACCUCGUUCAUAUCGCCAUGACCCUUGAUGGCGAGUACUUGAGAGGCACGAUGGCCGCCGUCCACUCCGUUCUGAAGCACACCUCCUGUCCGGAAAACGUUUUCUUCCACUUCGUUGCUUCCUAUUCCGACGGCCAAACGCCGGCCAAGUUGGCUCACGUCGUCAAGUCCGCAUUCCCAUCCUUGGCCUUCAAGGUUUACGCCUUCAAUGAAAGGUCCGUAUCCAAUUUGAUCUCGUCUUCCAUCAGACAAGCGCUCGACAACCCAUUGAACUACGCGAGAUCCUACUUCGCCGACAUUCUGGAGCCCUGCGUCCGCCGAGUGAUUUACCUGGACUCGGACGUCGUCGUCGUCGACGACAUUCAGAAGCUAUGGUCCAUUUCAUUAACCGGGUCGAGCGUGAUAGGUGCUCCAGAGUAUUGCCACGCCAACUUCACCAAGUACUUCACGGAUGAGUUCUGGUUUGAUCCGGAGCUGCCCAAGGUGUUCGAAGGGAAGAAGCCGUGUUACUUCAACACGGGCGUGAUGGUGAUGGAUUUGUGGAGAUGGAGGAACGGGAACUACAGGCAGAAGUUGGAGAAGUGGAUGGAGAUACAGAGAGGGAGGAGGAUAUAUGAGUUGGGUUCAUUGCCUCCAUUUUUGCUAGUUUUUGGUGGAGGUGUUGAGCCGAUUGAUCAUAGGUGGAACCAGCAUGGGCUUGGGGGACACAAUGUGGUGAACAGCUGUAGGUCUUUGCAUCCGGGUCCGGUAAGCCUGUUGCACUGGAGCGGGAAGGGGAAGCCAUGGGCGAGGCUAGAUGCAGGCUCGCCAUGCCCAGUUGAUCACCUAUGGGCACCUUAUGAUCUCCAUGGAUUACAUCGCCAUACCCAACUCCAGGAACAGGAGUGACGCUUAGGAAGUUCUAGAUCAAGAGAAUUUUGGAUGAAGUGGGAUUAAGGCUUGGGAUUGUGGUUGUACAUGCAGGACGAAGGAACAUCCCAUUUCUAUUUAUGCACGGGCGAAAUGAUAAAGAGUUUUUUGGUGGCUUGAGAUUCAACCAUACUAUCUUCAAGAGAAAAUCAGAAAAAAGCAAGAGCAGUGACAAUAAGGAAACACAGGCGACAAGAACUAACCAGAA
This is a messenger RNA of Diospyros lotus (date-plum), 1556 nucleotides long. RefSeq names its product probable galacturonosyltransferase-like 10. The record is from RefSeq and is a predicted model, not a curated record. Bases 239 to 1327 code for a protein of 362 amino acids. Lineage: Eukaryota; Viridiplantae; Streptophyta; Magnoliopsida; Ericales; Ebenaceae. Gene Ontology annotation, molecular function: glycosyltransferase activity. Gene Ontology annotation, cellular component: Golgi apparatus. The transcript is spliced from 2 exons.